AGCAAAACGCGGUUUUUCCUGUUGAUGUAUUUUUAGUUUUGGUGCAUUUAAUUUAAUUAUUUACAGUAAAAGUUUUUGAAACAGUUUGAAACCAUUGAUUGAUCCAUAAUUGAAGUGUAGUGAAUUGAGUGAUAUAUAAAAUCUGUUGUGUUUAACAUGCUGGAAGCUGCCAAUCAGCAAAAAUCCGAUAGCGUCAGAACGAACAAUAAGAGCAAUAAUGAACCGCAACAACAGCAACAGCACCGUCAAGGUCAGUCUGUUUGUACCACUUCAGCGAAUCCACCUUCACCCGUAGUAGCAGGAGUGGUGGAAGGAAGCAACACCUCUAGCAGUUACGAUUUGGCACACUUCGAACCAGAGCGUAUUCUAAACAACAACAGCACACACAAAACCGUUUCGCUGUUGGGACAUUUCGGUAAUCUUUCGCGCGAUAGUUACGCGAUCGUUGUAUUGGAGAAGACGGCCUUCACAGAAAGCCAGCUGCGAAACAGUUCGUCUCGAGCGGUGACGAAAUCAGCGACGACGACGACCACAAAGGCGACGUCGUCAAGUGAAAGUGAAUCAGAAAAUUCAUCCACGACUGCAGAAGUGGCUGACGAGCGUAGUUUUUUCUCGGGAAAAUCUCACCUCCGAACGGAGUUUAUUAACGACAUAUACGGGAAUUUCCUGUGUGUAACCGAUCCGGAAGUCAAUCAACUUAAGGUGACGAUUAUCUAUCCAGCCACUGAGAAACAUAUCGCAAAAUACUCAGCCCAUGCACGGUAUCUCGUCGAGGAGACUGCGAGCGAUUAUCAAAGUGUGACGUUACCCCACUUGCAGCAGGAACAGCUGAGCUUGGAGUGGUUAUACAACAUCCUUGAACAUCGGAAGGAAAAGGACCGCAUCGUAUUCGAAGACCCUUCUGAUGAGAUUGGUUUUAUCCUGUUGCCGGAUUUAAAAUGGGACGGUAAAACUGUUGAACAACUAUACCUUCUCGCAUUGAUUCGCCCUAGGGGGAUCAAGUCGCUGCGUGAUCUGACAGCGGCCCAUUUACCACUACUGCGAAACAUCAAGGAAGCAGGUAUCCGUGCCAUUCAGGAGCGAUACGGCAUCGGCUCCGACCAUUUGAGGAUCUACCUUCACUAUCAACCAACGUUCUACCAUCUGCACGUGCAUUUCACUUAUCUGAAGCACGAUCCUCCGGGAAUUCACUGCGAGAAGAGUCACCUAUUGACCACAGUGAUCGAGAAUUUGGAACUGGUACCGGAUUAUUACCAGAAAGUAACCCUCUCCUGUGUACUAGUUGAAACAGAUAAAUUGUACGCUAAAUUGAAAGCAGCUAAGAAGAAGUCUGAAGAUCAACCCGAAGCCAAACGGGCAAAAAUCGAAUAA
Messenger RNA from Armigeres subalbatus, 1371 nucleotides. RefSeq names its product m7GpppX diphosphatase (gene Dcps). The coding region runs from base 157 to 1371 and encodes 404 amino acids. Gene Ontology annotation, molecular function: RNA 7-methylguanosine cap binding; hydrolase activity. NCBI's taxonomy places the organism in Eukaryota, Metazoa, Arthropoda, Insecta, Diptera, Culicidae. Gene Ontology annotation, cellular component: P-body; nucleus. The transcript has 3 exons. Gene Ontology annotation, biological process: deadenylation-dependent decapping of nuclear-transcribed mRNA. The record is from RefSeq and is a predicted model, not a curated record.